Messenger RNA from Gigantopelta aegis, 8318 nucleotides. Its product is annotated as alternative oxidase, mitochondrial-like. The coding region runs from base 98 to 1150 and encodes 350 amino acids. The record is from RefSeq and is a predicted model, not a curated record. The transcript is spliced from 10 exons. Lineage: Eukaryota; Metazoa; Mollusca; Gastropoda; Neomphalida; Peltospiridae. Gene Ontology annotation, cellular component: mitochondrion. Gene Ontology annotation, molecular function: alternative oxidase activity. Gene Ontology annotation, biological process: alternative respiration.
CGGUCAAACCCGGUCAAAUCGGCAGAUAAAAUUAACCGUUCAAAUUCGAGGAACGCUACCGCCGACUGUACAGUGAGGAAAUACGUAAAGGGGGAAAAUGAGUGCACUGAAGAUUGUGAUAAAGGGUAGUACCCUGUUGUGUUCCAAUGGGGCGAAAUCGUUGGGAAUUGCUUCGAAGCAGGCUGUCUGGAAUAAAUUCAUUUUGUCUGGGCAGACAUCUGCCCGAUGCCUGGCAACCAAUGUGGAUGUGGACAAGAAAGUUAAGGAUGUCAAGGAAAGUAAAAUUCCCAAGGAAACAAAAAUGCCCGAACCGGAUCACUUGGAACAUUUCAAACCCGGACGGGUGGAUGAUAUGCCAGAACCGGAUUCACUCCAGCAUUUCAAGAAACCAAAAGAGAGUAGCUCCUCUGCGAUUAUAACGAAAACACCUCCUCCAGGCGUCAUCACCUUGCCCCACCCAAUUUGGGAGGAACAACAAGUUCAUGAAGUUAAAAUUACACACACUCCACCUGAGACUAUCAUAGACAAGAUGGCAUAUUACAACGUGCAGAUGUUGAGAAAGGUUUUCGACAUUUUCUCUGGAUUCAGCUUUGGAUACAGAAAUGAAAGGAAGUGGUUGAAUAGAAUCAGUUUCCUUGAGACUGUUGCCGGGGUACCGGGAAUGGUGGCUGCAAUGUUGCGACACAUGAAAUCUCUCCGUCGACUCCAGAGAGAUUUUGGCUGGAUCCACACUCUCCUAGAGGAGGCAGAAAAUGAGCGCAUGCAUCUGUUGACAGUACUUGAACUGAAGCAACCGUCCAUGUUAUUCAAGUUGUCUGUGAUUGCUUCACAAGGAGUGUUUGUGACUUGGUUCAGUUUUUGCUAUAUGCUGAGUCCGCGGUUUUGUCACCGUUUCGUUGGCUACCUAGAAGAGGAAGCUGUCAAGACGUACAGUAAAUGUCUGGAGGAUAUUGAGAACGGCUCCCUGCAACACUGGCAAACUCAGCGUGCCCCCGAUGUGGCUCUUAGAUACUGGAAGCUCAAAGAGGAUGCGACAAUGAAGGACGUGAUUCUUGCGAUCCGCGCUGAUGAGGCUCACCACCGAGUGGUCAAUCACACACUGGCGUCGAUGAAGCCGACGCAAUUCAAUCCAUACAAGCCCGGACAGUGAAUCCACAGCUGGAUUGUCUCCUCUUGCCAGGUUCACUGAAGCAAAUCCAGUUUUAGUCGUGUUGUACAAAGUGCACAUGUUGUAAUUAUGUUUGGUUCUUAGCACACACACACAUACUGGUUAACCUAUAAUUUGUGAUGUUAUCCCAGGUUUCCGUUUUCCAGUGAUUUGCAGGACUGGUAUAUUAUAUUAAUUUAAAGCCAUGAUGCCCAUAAUGUUUUGUAAUGUUGAAAUAUGUAGAACAGUUUGGUCUACUUUCUUUUUAUUUUCAGAACUUGUGUUUCAUUUAAAGCUACGAUGCCAGUUAUUUUUUUGCCCAAAUAUUUUGAAUCAUAUAGAAAUGAUCUGUUAUUUCUUUUUUACCCCUUUCAAUGAUGUAUAUUUUUACAACAUGCUAUGGCCACACCCAACAGUGGCAUAUUAAUGUAGGGUCUUCUUCAGUUCAACAAGGACAUUUUUAAACCAAAAGGGCAAUUUUAACUACUUGUCUUUCAUCAAGUGAUGAUACUAUACACAUGCGACUUCGAUUACAGUUACGGAAAAACACUUGUCUUUCAUCAAGUGAUGAUACUAUACACAUGCAACUUCGAUUACAGUUAUGGAAAAGCACUUGUUUUCUAAUGCUAGAGUAGUGGGUUUUUUGUGUGGGGUUAUUGUUUUUUUGGUUUGUUUGGCAUCUAGUUAAAAACAAAAAUCUUUAAAAAGAUGGCAUGGUGGCUUUAAAUAUAGUGUUGGAGACCAUAACAUUGUUUUUCGUCAGUGUGCUAGAGAAAUAACAUGUUUCUUGUACAACUUAUUGUGCUUCAGUUGCUUUUUAGUUUCGUGAAAGCAAAGUGUGGCAGAUAUAAAUUAUUAUGGGACUAGUUGAAAAUUGACAUUUAACCCUUUCUCCUGUGGUAAAUGAAGAACAUGAACAAUACAGUGUAGAAAUGGAGUGUGAAUGGGUUUACUUCAGAGAAACAUUGAAAUACUGAUAUGUGUUACCAUAGAGAGUAAUAUAUUUUGCACUUUAUUAUUUUUGUGUACUAUUUAAAAAUAUUGUUUACAUAAUUUAAAUUGCCUUUUUAAUUUAAAUUAUGGUUUGCUUAUUUUACAAUAUUAUAUACUAAUUUUAAACUACUCUUUAAGUUGUUUUCUUUUAUCGAAUUUAGAUAAAUUUUGCAAAUAAGUCACCUCAGCAUUAUACUGAUGUACAGAAAUACAGGUAUUCAAAAGGUGAUUAGUAUUUAUUAUGAUACACUCUUCUUGUACUGAAAAACUUAGUAAUUUCCAUUAAAAAAAAAAACCAAAGCAAAAAACAUAUAGAAAAAUGAGAAGAAAUCCAAACAAAAACACCAUGAUUUUUGGCUUCAUUUUCGUGCUUACAUGUAUAUCCAAUUAAGGCUGAAGCACUUCGGCUUCAAGCAGUGCUCUCAACAUCUCUUCUGAGAAAGAAGGGACUGACUAAAUAAGCUUAGUACACAGAGCUGACCCAUAUGUUUUAAAAUUAACAUCAUACAUUUACAGCUUAUAUGUAGUAAAUAGACAAUAUUUCAAAAUGCCGGGUAACCGAAAGUAGGUUUAUGUGAUUUUACCCUAGGUAACCAAAUUAUUUAUUACCUAAAACUUGCAUUGAACUUGUAUUUUAAUGAUAUUUAUUUUAGUCAAUAUUCUGUAAGUUUAAGUGAAAUUGAAUGUAAACUAAGAAUAUCUUAUGGCAAAAUUUUAAAGACGCAGACCCUAGUUUCAGCCCAUGAAAAUGGACACCAAGUUUUGUUAACCUACAAAUCUGCAACACAUUUGAAUAAGUUUAUAACAGCGAGAAGCUAAAGUCUAAAGUCUAAUGUACAAGUGAAAUCCCAUCCAUAAAUAGAUUUGAAUAAGUUUAUAACAGAGAGAAGCUAAAGUCUAAUGUAUUUAUAUAAGUGAAAUCCCAUCUAUAAAUAGAUUUCUCGAUAACCAUUACUUCUUAGAAGAAUGUGCAUUUUUAAAAUUAUGAAAAAUGCAUUUUGGGGUACGAAAAUAAAUAUUCUAAAUAAUAAAAUGUAAGUACUUACAAUUUAAAUGUUCAAAAAUGGCUUUAAUAGUGACAAAUGUGUUGUUGUGUUUAAAAACUAGGGUCUGUUACAUUAAUUAACAGUUUCUUUGAUACUCGAUGAUGUGACCUUCAGAACAUGUUAUGGCUCAAUAUAUAGCCGAUUUCAAUUCACAUAAAAAUUUAAGUUGCAUAAUCAACGUACAAUUACGAACAUUAUGAAGGUUCACACAAUGUUUUAAUUUAUUUUCAAUUUUUUUUAAUUCUCAAAAUAAGUUGAUGCUGUUGUAUAUACACAUGUAAUAGUUUAUAAUAUGUAUCAUGAUACAGGGUACUGGUAUUGUGAGGUUCACGAUACACAAAUUCUAGUAAUGCACCUUCAUAGACAUAGUCAGAAAAGAAUUUUGAAAUACUCAAGAAAUGGAUUGAACAGUUUUAUUUUGUUUUUGUUUUGAAGUUGUAUGAUCAUUAUUAUUUUUGGUAGUUUCAGCAUUCCAAAAAUCUUUUGUUAAAUUAUUUAUACAAAUUUUAAUUGUUUUUUUCCCAAGAUAUAAUCACAAGCUUUGGAGUGUUGCAGCUAUCUCAAUUCAGUGUAAAGCUUGACAGAUAUCGGGAAUGCUAGAAUAUCUUAAUUAUACUAGUAUUUUCUCAACUUAGUGUAACUCUUGACAGAUAUCGGGAAUGCUAGAAUAUCUUAAUUAUACUAGUAUUUUCUCAAUUCAGUGUAACGCUCGACAGAUAUCGGGAAUGCUAGAAUAUCUUAAUUAUACUAGUAUUUUCUUUAGAGCUUAAUAAGAAGCUGUUUUAGUUUUUAGUUUGCAUUUUUUGCUUAAUUACAUCAUUAUGUUAUCAAUUUUGGGGAAAUGAAAAUGUAAGAACAAAAUUAAGGAACUUCAUUUUGCUAUGUGUAUUAAUAUUGGUGUUGGGGUGGGUGGUAAACUUUGGGAACCAGCAAAGAAAAAAAAGGAACUUCAUUUCGGUCUUUGUGUAUUAAUAUUGGUGUUGGGGUGGGUGGUAAACUUGGGAACCAGCAAAGAAAAAACAGCAUCAAUAAGAGUCCUACGAAUAUAAGUAAGCAGCGAUAUGUCAUCUAUGUGACAUGUUGCUAUAUUUCAUUCUUGUUAAGUGUGUAAUAUUUGGAGUGGAUUGGUAUAUAGGUGGAGUAAACGAAUAUUUAGACAGACUGAUUAUGUUUUAAUUUUCAUUCAAUAAAACAGAAAAGUUGGUUGUUCACUGUACCAAAAUGAAAUUUUCUCAUAUCACUAUAAAAUCAUAUAUGUUUUGCAAUAUAUGAGAACCUUUCUAGAAAAUCUAAAUCUAAAUGUAUGGGUCAUUCUAUGCUCUAGAUCCCCUUUUGAAUGUUUUUCUUCUUUUAUUAUUUUUUUUUUUUUUACAAUGUGUUUACUCAUAGCAUAGCUUGUGAUAAAACAAUUGCUUAAAUUGAUCAUGUUAAUGUUUACAGAAGAUGAUGAACUAAUAAUUAAAACGGUUAUAUCUGAAUUAAUUCACUGAAUAUUUUCCAGUUGAUUGAUUUAUAUCUGUCAAAAUAUGCAAAACAUUUUUCAAGACCUCUCCCUCACCCCCCCUUCCUGGACAGAGAGGGAAGAUAUAGGAUAAAAAAUAAUUAUUAAAAGUAUGCUAGUCACAUGACAGUGUGUGUGUGUCUCUUUGUGUUUGAGUCUGUCUGUGUGUAUGAGGCACAAUGUACUGGUUACUUGACGUUUGCCGAGUGUUAAAAAAAGAUUUUGUUAAUGAUGGAACAGAGAGGGUGGGCCAGAUGCCCCCAAUAAUUUCCACCAGUAGGACAAACUAUGAUACAAUUUCCCUCUCUUGUCCACUAAUUUAACCUCAGAAUCGAAGUAGGCUUGCCGUUUGUUUCUUGCUUUUACAUAUCAGUCAAGCACUCUACCACUGACAUUGUGCUUACAUUUUAGUACUACUGUAGAUACAAUGUAGUUAUCAAAAUUAAAUGUAAAAUUUAUUAAUUAAAGAUAAAUGUAAGUCUUUUUUUUUUUUGCCCUUAAGACCAAUGCUAUUUUAUGUCUUAAGACUCUUUACUACAUCUUAGUUGGUAGAGUGCUUGCCUUAGGUGCUUGGGUCAUGGGAUUGAUUUCCCGCAGUGGACCCAUUCUCCGAUUGUUUUUGUGUUGCUGUUUUUCCGUCCCAACCAGUACCCGACAACUGGUAUAUCAAAAGGUGUGGUAUAUGCUAUCCUUUCUGGGAAAAUGCAUAUAAAAGACCCCUUGUUGCUAAAGAAAAUAUGUAGUGGGUUUCUUCUAAGACUGACUAAAUAUUUGACAUCCAAUAGCUGAUCUAAUUAAAUAAUCAUUGUGAUCUACAAGUGUAAUUAUACAAAACAAAUGUUAUUACAUUGAUUUUCUGUUUGGCCUACUAUGUGACAAGUUAAUAUACUUGUAGAUAUAUUUUGUGGUUACAAUAUUAAAGAUACUGAAAAAAACCAUCAGUAUAACUGCAAUUAUUAUAAAGCAAAAUGUGUUAAUUUUGCAUGACGACAAACCAAACAGUUUAUUAGUUCUAAAUUAUUUUUUUGUAGUAAAGUUCAGAUUUGGUUGAAUUUUUUUGUGUUAAUUGUAUGUUUAAAAAUAUGUAAACAAUUAAUUCAUUAUUUUUCAUCAUAAUACUGUUUCACAUGUAGUCAUUCAUAUGUUUGGGUGAGUUUUAAGUUAUUUAAGUUGUAUUUAAAUCUACAAAAUGUUACAUGAUGCUAUUUGUGUCCAUGUUACUUUACCAUGCUUUAUAAACACAUACAAAUUCUGAAUAAAACUUAAAAAAGAGGUGGAGUUAUUUUGGUAUCAUUGUUUCUGAAAUAUUUAGGUAAUAUGUUAUAAAAAUUCAUGCAAUUUGAAUCUUUGUUGAGCUUCUUUUUAUUUAUUUUUUACUUAGUUAAAAUAUAUAUAUAUAUAUAUAUAUAUAUAUAUAUAUAUAUAUUUUAUGUGUGUGUGUGUGUCUCCAGAAAAGGGGAUUUGGAGCAUAUUUGACCCAUAUUGUUUUCGUAAUUCAUUUUAAUAAUGUGUUUUUUUCUCUCACUCUCCCUGAUUGAGUCGGUGCAGCUAAAAUCUAUUGACUCUUUGUUUCUGUCCUCAGAAUUUCCUUCUGAAUGCUUUAUAGAUACAUGGAAACAACAUUUUAUGGUGUGCAAUUUAACAAAAAUAUUUUUAUAGCUUUUUAUCCAAUUGCAGGUUAUUAUUAAAUUCUGUACAAAUGAGACUGGAAUGGACCUGAAACACUGAAAAAUUACUUUCAUUUAACUAUAGAGUUUUCAGCUUUUAAAAGACAAUUUCAGCUUUUAUGUUUACUUGGGUACAAGGGCAAAUCCAGGAAAUGUUUUAGAGAGGGAAAAAUGGGCAUACGGGAAGGAAAAGUAAACAAAUUGUUCAAAAAGGGGGCACUUUAAUUUUGUGGGGGGUGGGGAUGGGGGCGAGUAUCCCUGGGUCUCCUCCCUUGAAGGAUUUGCCCUUUGGGCAUCACAUCCCUGUAAUUAUUCACUGAAUCUCCUAACAGAAAUUGAAGACAAAAUCUGUGAAUAAAUCCUUUUCUAUUUAUAAACCUAUAUGCUUAUUUAUAAACCAUUAAGUCUAUUUUUAAACCAGUAUGCCUAUUUAUAAACAAGUAGGCCUGUUUGUGACAUGAAGGGUUUGAAAAUCAUUUUAUUCAUUAUGUUUGUUUUGUUUUUGUCUCCACAAUUGAUCACAAAUGGGGGAAGGAAGGCACUGUGCAUGUAAUUGUUAUAUUCUUUCUUUUAACUUAUUUUCGUGCUUAUAUCCAAUUAAGGUUCAAGCAUGCUAUCCUGGGCAUACGACUGGACAGAGGGUUAGUUGGUAAUGGUUAGUGAGAGAAAAAGAGGAUGUAGUGGCCUUACACCUACCCAUUGAGCCCUUAAGAACUCUGGGUUGGAGCCAGUACUGGGCUGCGAACCCUGUACCUACCAGCCGGUAGUCAAUGGUUUAAUCAUGAUACCACCGAGGACAGUAAUUCUUAUAUAGUUGGUAGAUCUGCUGCAGUUGUUUCCUCUAUGCAUACUUUGUUAAAAUUUCAUUUUGUGGGUGGUUGGUAUACAAAAAUAAAAUUUGUUACUUUGACUGACCCACUUAACUAUGCCCUCCCUCCAUCACCCAUUGUGGUCAAUUCUGGAAUAUCCCAAGUGAGAUGGUCCAUUUGUAUAAAUGAGCUGGGUACUUGCAUAAUAAUGUGAUUUCAAACAUGCAUUUGGUUUUUUGUUUACACUAUCUGAACAUCCGUUACAGUACAGUCCAGUCAGUUUAUAGAGUACACGCACGAGACAAAAAUAUCCUUUUAGUCCAAAGUCAAAACAUUUGUACUUCCCUACCACCUUCUGGUUCAGGCUUGUACCCCCUGGACCCUGACUCUGGUGUGAUCAGUGACCUAGACCAGCGGGGAGGGAAGAGGCACUUUAUAUACCAUAGCAUAAAUGACAACUGGCACCUGCCAGGUUGUAAAUUCACAGUAAAGCAAUCACAACUUUGUUGUAAUCAAAGCACUUGUAGGACCCCACACACACACACACCCUCUGUAUCCAUUAUUAAGGUAGAAAAAAUACAUUUAUAUGGAGGAACAUUUGUUGAUAGGAGGUUGUCAUAUAGAACAUGUAUAGCCAUUAUAUUCAGAUGUUAAAUUAAUGUUUAUAUGCUCAAAGGAAUUCUUUUGAAAUGCUCAUUGUAAAUAGGUGAUUGCUAUAGACAGGUGACACUAUAUUGGUCAAAAUAAAGGAGGGAGGGGUGUUUCAGAUAAAAAAAAUUAUGUCCAUUAUAGAUAAGUGGUUGUUAAAUAAAAUGGACUUAAUUUAUUUGUGUGCUUAUAUUCAAUUAAAGUUCAAGCACAUUGUCCUGGGCACACACCUCGGCUAACUGGGCUGGCUGUCUAUGAUAGGAUUUAAUAGUGAGAGAGAGGUCGGUAUAGUGGAUUUUGGGAGUCGAUGCAGGGGUGCGAACCCAAUAUCCACUAGACCAUCAAAAUAGUGUGGACUUUAUGGCAGGUUUGGCUGUGCAAAACAUAUAUGUAUUCCCCACUCAUAAAGAGAUUAGUUUACAGUUAUGUUAUUUUUCGUGUGAUAUUCUACAGAAUAUUUUCUCUAAAGUUGUUUUGUUGAAAAAUAAAAAUACUGAUUCACAUAUG